UUGAGCGUAGAGUCACUCGUCUUUAUAAUUUUUGGAAGGUUAUUAGUAUCUAUUUACAUUGAUGUGCAAUUACAGGAUGAUGAAACUAACCUCAAGACUGUUGAUGCGAUCGUAAUAAUUAAUGGAAAAGAAGACGUUGUAUAUAGCAAAACUGUUUCCUUACAUCUUUGGCUUUUCGGUUAUGAAUUGCAGGAUACCGCCGUUGUAUUCUGCUCUCAAGCUCUUUACAUAUUGAGCAGUAAAAAAAAAAUAGAAUUCCUUAAACCACUCGAAAGCCUUGUAGUCGAGGAUAUCCGGAUCAAGCUCCUGACGCGAGACCCGACUGACAAAGAUAAAGCAUCCAUAGACAAACUCAUUGAUGCUAUUUCAAAGAGCAAGGAGGGGAAAAAUAUAGGUCAUUUCGUCAGAGACAAAUUUGGUUCCGAUUUUGCAAAAUUAUUUGUUGCAGCGAUGAAGCCUAAAGAUUUUAAUUUUGUCGAUGUCUCGAGUGUGUUUAGUGAUCUUUUUGCAGUCAAGGAUAUUGCAGAAGUAGAUUCAAUAAAGAAAGCAAGUGAAGUUACUUGUACAGUAUUUACCAAGUACCUGAAAGAACAAAUAAUGGAUGUCAUAGAUGAGGAGAAGGCAAGUUUGAUGCUUUUAUCUAUUUGGUACAAGCCAUAA
Molecule: messenger RNA, 660 nt
Organism: Protopolystoma xenopodis
Lineage: Eukaryota; Metazoa; Platyhelminthes; Monogenea; Polystomatidea; Polystomatidae
Source: the annotation of a GenBank genome assembly